Molecule: messenger RNA, 1689 nt
Organism: Gamsiella multidivaricata
Lineage: Eukaryota; Fungi; Mortierellomycota; Mortierellomycetes; Mortierellales; Mortierellaceae
Product: P-loop containing nucleoside triphosphate hydrolase protein
Exons: 2
Coding region: 1-1689 (562 amino acids)
Biological process (GO): double-strand break repair via homologous recombination
Cellular component (GO): cytoplasm; chromosome; nucleus
Molecular function (GO): four-way junction helicase activity; 3'-5' DNA helicase activity
Source: RefSeq, a predicted model, not a curated record
AUGUCUCCCGAGAUUGUGUUUCAGAGUCUCGUAGGUCUUUGGACUCAACCCGAAUGGAGAAAGCGGUUACGAGCAGUCGUUGUGGAUGAAGCCCAUUGUAUUGGGACUUGGGGCCUGGAAUUCAGGAAGCAUUAUGGACUUCUCGGACAACUGCGCUCCAAGGUCGCCCGGACAACAUGUUUUCUUGCGAUCUCGGCCACUUUGCCACCUGCCCUUCUUUCGACAGUCAUCAGCACUCUGUAUUUCAAGAAGAACAUUGAGGUCGUUAACGUCGGCAACGACAGGAUCAACGUCAAAUACAUCGUCGUGUUUCAGCGUUUCAAGACAAAAACUUUUGAGGAUCUCCGUUUUCUGAAGGAUGGACUCAAGACGAUUGUUUAUUUUCAAUCGAUCGAUGACGCUGAGGCUGCCUCUAGAUACCUCAGGGGACUCAUGGACGCGGACAAGGUCGCCGUCUACCAUGCGAUGAAGUCUGACGAGCUAAAGGUCAAGCGCAUGAAUGAUUUCAAGGCCAACCGCAUAUAUGUAUUGCUGUCGACGGAGGCAGCAGGAAUGGGGUGCGAUAUCAGUGACGUUGUCCGCGUCGUCCAGUAUGGAUAUCCCAACAAUAUCUCGACUCUUGUUCAACGACUUGGUCGAGCGGCGCGCGAUCCACACAUUUCUGGGUCCGGGAUUCUUCUUGUGCCACGACGUGAUAUCCAGUCGAUUGAACCGGCACUCAAAAAAUAUGUCACCUCGACCACCUGUCGACGCAGAUAUCUGAAUUCGUAUUUCAACAACCAACACCAGGAUCUAGAAAACUGUUGCGACAUAUGUAACCCCGAAUUUGUCAUGGAAACGGGAAUUGCGGGGACCAGUAAAAUUAAGAAAGGUCGGCCACCAUUACGGGCAGGAGCAGAGAAGGCUCGCGCAUUGGAGGUGAUCAAGGCCUGGAGGCUUGACGCUUUCAAUCUCUUCUACAAGGAUCGCUGCUAUCUAGUGGGCUUAGGCAGUGUGAUGCCUGAUUCAAUGAUGGACAAGCUAGCAGCCAAAAGCGCCGCUGUCGUCAAGAUACCAGCACCAGAACCACCAACAGCCACAUCAGAGUCUAUCAAAGAAUUCAAACAGCACAUGCUAGAGCUCAAACGACUACUAUCGAGUGAUUCGAAAGAUGAAUUGCAGGAAUGGGAUAAGAAGCAACUGCAAGAGCAGCAGCAACAGCAACAGCAACGGCAAGAGCAAGAGCAACAGUACCAGCAACGGCAACAGCAAUGGCACCAGCAAUCGCAACAGCAACAGCAACAGCGACAGGAACAGCAACAGAUCUUGCUACAGAGAUGGCAAAAGCAACAGCAGCAGCAACAGCAACAGCAACAGCAACUGGAACAGCUAAAGCAACAGCACAAGCAACUGGAACAGCAACAGCAACAGCAAAUGGAACAGAUAGAGCAACAGCAACAACGACUGGAACAGCAACUGCAAGAGCAAGAGCAAGAGCAAGAGCAACAGCAACAGCAACAGCAACAGCAACAGCAACAGCAACAGCAACAGCAACAGCCAAAGCGGCAACAGAUUGAACAACUGGAGCAGUUGGAGCAACACGAGCAACAGACUCUUAAACGACAACGUCAAAGGAAACAACCACCGACACAAAGAGCACAAUGCCCUUUCAGAGUCAAGACCGCCAUGAAUUUUUCAAAAAAAACCUGA